Daldinia loculata is the source of this 3078-nucleotide messenger RNA. RefSeq lists its product as uncharacterized. Bases 1 to 3078 code for a protein of 1025 amino acids. The record is from RefSeq and is a predicted model, not a curated record. Gene Ontology annotation, molecular function: DNA binding; ATP binding; DNA ligase (ATP) activity. NCBI's taxonomy places the organism in Eukaryota, Fungi, Ascomycota, Sordariomycetes, Xylariales, Hypoxylaceae. Gene Ontology annotation, cellular component: DNA ligase IV complex. Gene Ontology annotation, biological process: DNA recombination; double-strand break repair via nonhomologous end joining; nucleotide-excision repair, DNA gap filling. The transcript is spliced from 5 exons.
AUGCCCUUUCCAUACAAAUAUAUAUGCGAUCUACUCCAACAACUUGACAUUGAGUCUCGCAAAGAUGAGCAUAAACAGACUCCUGCAAGGAGCAUAAUCGAAACGUGGUUUCGUGAGCAUCGUUCGAGUCUUGAUGCAUCCGAGAAUGAUCCAAGCGCCAUAUUAUCCACUUUACUACCAGAAAGAAGGACAGACAGAGUCUACCUUAUCCAAGCUGCAAGACUUGAAAGUAUAUUUGGUAAAGCCUUGCUUCUAGGAGCCUCACGAUUGCAAGAACUCCGAAGAUACAGGACUCCUGGUCUAGGCGUAGACCUUGCCGACUGUGUUGAAGGUAUCUUAAAACGUACGCCUAAUGAUACACAAGAUUGCAAUAGACUCACAGUAGAGGAGAUUGAUGACACUCUAAACCGUAUUGCAGCGGCCUGUCGAUUCAGUUCGCCUUCGGUUAGAGCUUCGCGUAGCACUCAAGACUCUAGAGAACAGGAUCGAUCUCUGGUCACCAUUUACAGGAAACUCAGUCCGCGCGAUGCAAAAUGGUUUACAAGGCUAGUAUUAAAGAACUACCAGCCGGUGGUCAUAGAUGAACGUCUCAUAUUCCGUUGCUAUAAUGAUCUCCUACCUCAGCUGAUGAAGGUAAGGGACGAUUUUACCACAGCCACUACCUUCCUACGGCAGGUCAGCCAGCCGUCCCGCGACCAAGCCGUCAUUGCCAGUAUGCUGAAACCAGUUAUCGGGACGAAAGUUGGUCGGCAAACAUGGCUCAAAGGGAGAAGUAUCAAGCAUUGUCUAGAUAUGGGUAAAUCCCGGGAUAUGAGUUGCGAGCAGAAGAUUGAUGGCGAGUACUGCCAAAUACACAUUGAUCUCCGCAAACGUUCCCCUAUCCAGAUAUUUUCCAAGAGUGGGAAAGAUAGCACCCAGGAUCGAAUUGGCCUUCAUCAGACCAUACGAGAUUCGUUGAAACUAGGAACACUAGACUGCCCCUUUAAAACUGGCUGCAUUCUCGAGGGGGAAAUGGUGGUAUACAGUACUCAAGACAAUAAGAUAUUGCCAUUUCAUAAAAUUCGCAAGCACGUUUCACGCUCUGGUUCUUUUAUAGGGACUAGCUAUGAUUCUCAGCCUCACGAUUACGAGCAUUUAAUGAUAGUAUAUUUCGACGUACUGCUUAUCGACGAUGAAUCGUUACUAGGAGUCCGACAGUUCGAGCGCUUCAGGCGCUUGAGUGAUCUCGUUACUUGUCGGAAGGGUUGUGCUGAGCUAGUACCCCGUGAGACGAUAUCUUUUGGUCGGCCAUCUGCUGCGUUGAGGUUACGUGAAGCUUUUGCGAAAUGUAUCGUCGCUCGAGGUGAAGGCCUUGUCCUGAAGCCCGAUGAACCAUACUUCAACUUUAGCACGGCGCAAAAGUCAUUCAGCUGCUGCAAUAUUAAAUUGAAGAAGGAAUACGUCCAAGGUUGGGGAGACGUCGGGGACUUUUCUGUAAUUGGUGCCUCUUACGACGCAGCAAAAGCAAGAGAGUAUAAGAAGCCCAAUAUUAAAUGGACUCAUUUCUUCAUUGGGUGUCUAGACAACAAGGAAAAAGCACGAGCAGGAACUGAAAAGCCUCGAUUUAUAGUUACUAAUGUCAUCGAGCUUUCUGAGGCCCUUCUAUGGACGGUUAUGACUCAAUGUUUUCCAUCCCCGGUCCCGUUCGAUUCAAAUGAGUCUAUAAUUCUGGACUUCAAGCUAGGGAAGGUAGACAAGCGACCAGACGAUAUAUUCUUAGAACCGUUAGUGUUCGACAUGCGUUGUUUCUCCUUCGACAAAUCACCAAACACGACUUUCUGGAGCAUGAGGUUCCCAUCGGUCUCAAAGAUUCACCACGAUAGAUCAUACUUGGAUACUAUCAGUUUUACGGAACUCCAAGAGUUGGCCUCAAAUGCAACAGAAAUACCAGAGCUCGAAGAUAGCCAGGAGAUGCGCAAGUGGAUAUCAGCGUUAGAAAAGGCAGACCCAGGAGGAAUCGCUGUGGACGUUAUCAGCCAACAAAGCAAUGGAACUGAACCAAGAACACCUCCAAGGCCAUCUUCCGGUGAGACCAGUCACGAAAAGGAGCCCCGAAGCACAUCGAUGCCGGAAUCUUGUAAACGAGUACACUCCCGUGAACAACCCCUGUUGUCUUGUUGCGAUACAGUAGAGGCAAGCAGGCACCUAAUAGCCCCUUCAAAGCCACCAGCUACUGAAGGUGAAGAGCAUUGUACCACUACUGAUGUUUCUCCGAAAUCUCCAAUGCAUGCAGGGCGUAAAAGGAGACCUACUUCAGAUGCAGUGAUGACUCCAAAAAGACCACGUCUAUCUCCCAAUGAAUCUUCUCGGCAGUUACACUCAAUAGAUAGUCCCAGUGAACUACAACCAAAUACUCCAAGGAACAGGCAACCACUUAGCCAGAUCGAUACCAACCCAUCUUUCGGAAAUCGCAGGACAAGUUCCCAAACUGAAGCAUUAGAAGGAUAUCUAUCUAACUCCCCAGCAGCUCAGCUAGCCGCGUCAUCGACUAAUAAUAAAAGUUCAGCUGUAUGUUCUCCUGAUGGGCCACCCACCAUCUCUACCUUUAAAGUAACUUCUAGCCCUACACAGGACAAACAUCUGUCAGGGAAGCGCUUGGCACAUAGACAUUGCUCCCUCGUCGAGGAGAAAUGUGUACUUGCCAACCGCUCUAUUCUACUAUCGCCGUGUAUCGCUCAGUAUGCAUGGGUCACCGAUAACCUAUUACGGGACCAUGGAGUGGAUACCUUCCUAACGGAUCCCAAGAUGUGGUCCCAGGAACCUACGCCCAGCUUUGCAUAUAAAUGGGAUGCCUCGCUAGGGAAGACAAGAAAGUCCCGAGUUCGCAAAAUCUGUCUGGUCGAAUCAAGACGGGUCGAUGCCACAUCAUCCUUUGUUAAAACCAUAGGAGAAGCUGGCUUGAAGAAAAAGAACGGAGAACGCGAGUGGGUGGGCGUUUAUGACUGGCGGAUACUAGAGGAUAUCUCGGGUUUAGAGUCUGGGACGACCAAACUAGAAGGGAUAGAUCUGUGGAGGAAACACUACGUGGCGAUUGCAUAG